Molecule: messenger RNA, 2584 nt
Organism: Hemiscyllium ocellatum (epaulette shark)
Lineage: Eukaryota; Metazoa; Chordata; Chondrichthyes; Orectolobiformes; Hemiscylliidae
Product: gastrula zinc finger protein XlCGF7.1-like
Exons: 2
Coding region: 390-1319 (309 amino acids)
Biological process (GO): regulation of transcription by RNA polymerase II
Cellular component (GO): PcG protein complex; transcription regulator complex
Molecular function (GO): RNA polymerase II cis-regulatory region sequence-specific DNA binding; DNA-binding transcription factor activity, RNA polymerase II-specific
Source: RefSeq, a predicted model, not a curated record
CAAUUCGGUCUCAGUCAGACCAGGUCAGAGGUAUCUGCACCGGGGGAGUGGUGAGGAGCUGCUUGGAGUGGAUAGUUAUUGAAGACCAAAGAGAAUCACAGACACACAUUUAUUAGCAAGACUUCCAAACAAACAUCCCAUCAAUACCUGAGAGAUCAUCAGGUCUUGAAACCAUUGGAUUUUCAAUGUUCUGUCUAGAAAAAUGAUUUCCAACAUCAGUGUGAUUGGAAAUGCAUGAAGACCCAUCCACCAAAGCGAGUUUUCCAGUGGACUAACUAUUGAGAGAGCUCUAGCCAGUUACACAGCCUGAAUAACAUCACCCUAUUCACAUUGGGGAGAAACUGUAUCGUUGUCCUGUGUAUGGGCGAGGAGUCAGCUGAUCAUCCCAUAUGGCGAGAUAUGAGGAAACCUGCACCACAGAGAAACCAUGGAAAUGUGAGGACUGUGGGAAAGGAUUUAAAUACCCAUACCAGCUGGAAACCCAUCGACGCAGUCACACUGGGGAGAGGCCGUAUUCCUGCUCUGUGUGUGGGAAGGGAUGCAAUUGGUUAUCUGACCUUCUGAAACAUGAACGCACGCACACUGGAGAGAGGCCGUUUAUCUGUUCUGUGUGUGGAAAGGGAUUCAGUGACUCAUCCAACCUUCAAAAACAUCAGCAAAUUCACACUGGGGAGAGGCCAUUCAUCUGCUCUGAAUGUGGGAAGGGAUACAUUACGUCACCCCACCUGCUGAAACACCUGCGAAUUCACACCGGGGAGAGGCCGUUCAUCUGCCCCGAGUGUGGGAAAGCGUUCAGUGACUCAUCCAACCUGCUGAUACACCGGCGGGUUCACACUGGGGAGAGGCCAUUCAUCUGUCCCGAAUGUGGGAAGGGAUUCACUACAUCAGCACAUCUGCUGAAACACCAGCGAAUUCACACAGGAGAGAGGCCUUUCACCUGCCCCAAGUGUGGGAAAAGUUUCAUUCAGUCAUCUCAUUUGCUGACGCACCAACGAGUUCACACCGGGGAGAGGCCAUUCUCCUGCUCUGAGUGUGGCAAGACAUUCUCUCGGCUGUCCCGUCUUAAGGCACACCAACCGGUUCACACUGAUGAGAAACCUUUCAGAUGCUCCCACUGUGAGAAGAGCUUUAAAAACAAACGUGAAGUACUGACACACCAACGCAUUCACAUUGGAGAGAGGCCAUUCUCCUGCACCAUGUGUGGGAAACAAUUUGUCCAUUCAAAAAACCUUCUGCGACACCAACGAGUCCACACUGGUGAGAUGUUGUUACCUGCUCCCACUGUGGAAAAGGAUUUACUCUGUCACCCCAGCGAGUGACACCAGCGAGUUCACCAGUGACUGCAGGACAGGCGUCUGUUGUUCUUAAUAAAACUUUUCCUCAUGUCACCCGUGCAUCUCUUUCCCAAAAUCUUAACUCCAGCUCCCCUCUUCCUUGGACCGUUGCAUGAUAGAAAUCAUGUUUUGUUUCUCUAACUCAAGUAACCUUCAUAUUUGAGAUACUGAAGCAUGGUGACCAGAACUGGACUCUACUUCUGUUCUAAAGCCAGGUUUUGAAAGGUCAGCACUUUUUUCCCUGUUUUUCUCCUCAAUAUCUUGAUUUAUGAAGUUCAGGGUUCCAAGUGUUUUUUCUCACUGCUGUCUCAAUAAGCCCUGUUAUCUGCAUUGUGCCUGAACUCUUAACAAGAAGCUCUGGUUUCAAGACCCACCUGCUAUCAAGUUGUGUCAGAGCAGAUUGAUUUUUCAAAAUUCCUUAACUGAUGAUUGAGCCACGUCCAUUGGGGUUUGUCUCUGUUGAAGGUCUAUUCUCCUACAGGACUGUGCGACCGAUGUGAUAGGGAAUUGAUUCAGUCCUGUGGAGGAAUGGAUGAUAGAUGUGUUGCGAAAUUGAUCCAUCCUGCUGGAGGACCAGGAAGAAGCUGCAGUGGAACAGAGUAGUAUUUGGUGCUUGUGAUGUCACAUGCGGAGGCCAGCAGAGGAUGGAUUUAAACACCGGCGGGGGGAGGAACAGAGACAGACUGACUGUGACCAUGACUGAUUCAUCACAGCUUAUUUCAUUCAGAGUGUAUCCCAUUUCAGACACAGCUGGGCAUGCGCACACACACGCACAAAACUAGAUUCAAAGACACAGAUGGAAAUGCACACACAGACAGGCAAACACAGCUGCACUUAAACUUCCCUAUCGGUACACUGUGUCCAAUUGCAGACCGAGCUGGUCACACUGAUGCAAAUAGACACAGACAGACAUACAGAUACAGAGACACAUGGUCACAGACUCACGCAUAUCUAGACAUACAGACACUCACUAACAUAUCCAUAUAGAAAUACACACCAACAAAAUGUCCCUUGGUAUAUAUCAUCAGGGUUGAUUUGUUGAAUAAACUCAGGUUUAUUUGUACAAUAAACUUGUUGAUUUGUAUUGUUAGUCUGCGUAAUCACCUUGUUUGUGAAAUGGACUGAUUCAUUUAUAGAAAUCUCAGAAAAGCAUUUAAAGUAAACUUGCUGGCUUGUUCAUUUCAGUCCCACUUACAUUUUGCAUUGAUCUGUGUGAAAAUCCUGUGCUCCCAAUAUUGUGAAAUAAAGUU